CCCUCCCUCCCUGGAUCCCCGCGUUGCUCACUCGCUCUCCCCGCGCACGCUCCGUCUCCGUCAGUCCCCUGAGCUGUUCUAGUGCGCGGCGUGGAGCCAGGGCUCAGGCUGGUGGAGCAGCGGCCGGGGCUGGAGGCUGGGAGUGCGGCGCGCACGGCCUCCCCGCGCCAUUAUCCGCGCUCGCUACGGGCGAGGCCGGCGCCAGGAUGGCAGAGAUGGGGAGCAAGGGGGUGACGGCGGGGAAGAUCGCCAGCAACGUACAGAAGAAGCUGACCCGAGCACAGGAGAAGGUCCUGCAGAAACUGGGGAAGGCGGAUGAGACGAAGGAUGAGCAGUUUGAACAGUGCGUCCAGAAUUUCAAUAAGCAGCUGACAGAGGGUACCCGGCUGCAGAAGGAUCUUCGGACCUACCUGGCUUCUGUUAAAGCCAUGCACGAAGCCUCCAAGAAGCUAAGUGAGUGUCUCCAGGAGGUGUAUGAGCCUGAGUGGCCUGGCAGGGAUGAAGCAAACAAGAUUGCAGAGAACAAUGACCUACUCUGGAUGGACUACCACCAGAAGCUAGUGGACCAGGCUCUUCUGACCAUGGACACCUACCUGGGCCAGUUCCCUGAUAUCAAGUCACGCAUUGCUAAGCGGGGGCGGAAGCUGGUGGACUAUGACAGUGCCCGGCACCACUAUGAGUCUCUUCAAACCGCCAAAAAGAAGGAUGAAGCCAAAAUUGCCAAGCCUGUCUCGCUGCUUGAGAAAGCCGCCCCCCAGUGGUGCCAAGGCAAACUACAGGCUCAUCUUGUAGCUCAAACUAACCUGCUCCGAAAUCAGGCAGAAGAGGAGCUCAUCAAAGCCCAGAAGGUGUUCGAAGAGAUGAAUGUGGAUCUGCAGGAGGAGCUGCCAUCCCUCUGGAACAGCCGUGUAGGUUUCUAUGUCAACACGUUCCAGAGCAUCGCAGGUCUGGAGGAAAACUUCCAUAAAGAGAUGAGUAAGCUCAAUCAGAACCUCAAUGAUGUCCUGGUCAGCCUAGAGAAGCAACACGGGAGCAACACCUUCACAGUCAAGGCCCAGCCCAGAAAGAAAACUAAACUGUUCUCACGGCUGCGCAGAAAGAAGAACAGUGACAAUGCCCCUGAAAAAGGAAACAAGAGCCCUUCACCUCCUCCAGAUGGCUCUCCUGCUGCUACCCCUGAGAUCAGAGUGAACCAUGAGCCAGAGCCGGCCAGUGGGGCCUCACCUGGGGCCACCAUCCCCAAGUCCCCAUCUCAGCUCCGGAAAGGCCCACCUGUCCCUCCGCCUCCCAAACACACCCCAUCCAAGGAGAUGAAGCAGGAGCAGAUUCUCAGCCUUUUUGAUGACGCAUUUGUCCCUGAGAUCAGCGUGACCACCCCCUCCCAGUUUGAGGCCCCUGGGCCUUUCUCAGAGCAGGCCAGUCUACUAGACCUGGACUUCGAGCCCCUUCCACCAGUGGCAAGCCCUGUGAAGGCACCCACACCCUCUGGUCAGUCAAUUCCAUGGGACCUCUGGGAGCCCACAGAGAGUCAAGCUGGCAUCCUGCCUUCGGGGGAGCCCAGUUCUGCUGAGGGCAGCUUUGCUGUCUCCUGGCCCAGCCAGACAGCCGAGCCAGGGCCUGCCCAACCAGCAGAGGCCUCCGAGGUGGUGGGUGGAGCCCAGGAGCCAGGGGAGACAGCAGCCAGUGAAGCAACCUCCAGCUCUCUUCCGGCUGUGGUGGUGGAGACCUUCUCAGCAACUGUGAAUGGUGCCGUGGAGGGCAGCGCUGGGACUGGACGCUUGGACCUGCCCCCGGGAUUCAUGUUCAAGGUGCAAGCCCAGCAUGAUUACACGGCCACGGACACUGACGAGCUGCAACUCAAAGCUGGUGAUGUGGUGCUGGUGAUCCCUUUCCAGAACCCAGAGGAGCAGGAUGAAGGCUGGCUCAUGGGUGUGAAGGAGAGCGACUGGAAUCAGCACAAGGAACUGGAGAAAUGCCGCGGCGUCUUCCCGGAGAAUUUCACAGAGCGGGUGCAGUGACGGAGGAGCCUCUGCAGCCUUCCGGUGUGUGAAGAACCUUUUCCCAAAAGAUGUGUGCUUUUCUUCUCUUUGUUUUUCUUCCUCUCUUUUUCUGUUUUUGUUUUGUUUUGAAACUCUUGAAAAAGUGUCGGGAAAUUGGGGAGCGGAAACCUAAGCCAAGUGGUGUAUACCCCCCAAAGAUGAGGUGGUUUUUCCAAAGAGCCGUCCGAUCCAGUUCAGUGGACUUCUCCAGUGUUCCCGAAGCUGCUGUGUCGCCCCCUAGUUGAGUUCCCGAUGCCCGCAUGUUCAGGGCGGGCCGGGGGUGCAGAGCCACCGCCACACUUGCCUGACGCUUGGCCGUGCCACCGAGCAGGGCUUGGGUCCUCUUCUGGCAGCUGCCCUGGGCAGGGCCUGCACACUGGCCCAGCCUGGUCCCGCUCUGCAGACCAACCGUGUGCUGUUUGAAAAUAAGCCCUAGUGUUCAAAACGCAGCGAAACAAACAAAAACGAAAAAAAAACCUGACAAAACCACCAGAA
This is a messenger RNA of Mastomys coucha (southern multimammate mouse), 2534 nucleotides long. It is a transcript of the gene Bin1, whose product is annotated as bridging integrator 1. Gene Ontology annotation, biological process: regulation of endocytosis. The transcript has 20 exons. The record is from RefSeq and is a predicted model, not a curated record. Gene Ontology annotation, molecular function: phospholipid binding; tau protein binding. The coding region runs from base 207 to 2018 and encodes 603 amino acids. NCBI's taxonomy places the organism in Eukaryota, Metazoa, Chordata, Mammalia, Rodentia, Muridae. Gene Ontology annotation, cellular component: synaptic vesicle; plasma membrane; cytoplasm.